Cuscuta europaea is the source of this 4670-nucleotide messenger RNA. The record is from the annotation of a GenBank genome assembly. NCBI's taxonomy places the organism in Eukaryota, Viridiplantae, Streptophyta, Magnoliopsida, Solanales, Convolvulaceae.
UAAACAUCUAUGGGCUGGGGAGAUUCUGUAUGGGAUAUUCAGUCUUUACAUAAUUUUGUUAAUAUACUUGUUAGAGUUUACUGCUAAACUUUCAAUGCUUGUUAUACUACUCUUAUAAAAUAUAGCAUCCAAUAAACUGAUUUAGUACAUAGAAAUUGAACUAUUUUAUAUUAGAAAGAAAAUGAACUAUUUAAAAUACAUUUUAUCUCUAAGCCAAUGAUUAUUGUAUGAACGUACACUAUUUUUUCCGAUAAGUAACAAUGUGAGUACGUAACACAUCUAAAGUACAUAGAAAUGCCCACUCUCCAUAGUUACAAAGAAUAAAAGGUUUCUAGAUGUUUAUAAAUGAUAGACUCUGAUAGAGUAUAUCUAGAGAGAAGUGAGAGCUAGAGAGAGAAGUGCAAUAAUAUGUUUCAAUAGAAUGAAUUUGUAACCCCUAUAACUACUCCCAAAGGGAGUAUUUAUAGAGAAAAUACGGGCUGGGCUCCCAAGCCUUGGGCUUGGGAGGCCCAUUUACAACUGGACCGCUACUGGGCCGAAUACAAAGCCACUAAUGGGCUGUACAAAUGAGUAAGUGUAAAAUCCGGUUCUGGGAGGUCUUCGUGGCCGACGAGGGCGUGGCCGACGAGGGCACGGCCGACGAGGGCACCCGAGUUCCUUGGGCUCAGGACCAUAAUCUGAGUUGGCCCCUUUUCGGCCGGCGGGGGCGUCUUAGCCGACGAGGGCGUCACUCUGUGUCUUGUGCUUUCUGUUCUUCCGAGUAUGUGGGUCCGGGGGCUCAGACCCAUAUACUCCAUCAGGAGUCCCCCACUCUCUAAGCUGAGACGUAGACGAAGUGAAGGAGAGUAGAUUCCUGUGCUUUAGUGCUUUUGGCCGAUGCGGGCACUCCCAGGCCGUCCGCUGUUGCGGCAUUGGUGCUGUUUCCAUUUUGGUGAUCCUGUUCUGUGCCUUGGCCGUUAUCUGCUCCUUGCUGUGGGCGGGGAGGCCGUUGUUUCCUUGAUGUGUUCGUUUGGGGACGACAAGUGUCCUGCUUCAAUGGUGGCCGUUGAAGGCACGCUUUCCCUUUCCUGGACGUUGAUGGUUGAAGUUUAUGUUUGGGCCGAUGAGGCCACUGACGUUGAACCUUGCUUUUGAGGACGAUGGCGUCCUUUCCUUUGGGUGGCCGGUGAGGGUGUUUGCGCACUCCUUUUGGCCGUCGCUGUUUGGCCUUCGUGUUCUUGGCCGAAGCACCCGUCAUGAUUAACUGUUGGCGGAGGACGACGAGUGUCCUUGCCUUCAGUGGCUUGCUGGCCGUUGUUGAUGAUGUUAUGUGCCUCUGAACGAUGAGGAGCCGUUGUGAUGCGUGGACGAUGUGGCCAUGCUUUGUGGUUACGUUCAUAUUCUUUGUAUUGUUCCUUUCUGUUUUGUUGAGGCCGAUGUAGUCCCUCAGUCCCCCACUGCUUCAGGUCGAAGAGUGUGAGGGGUGAAGGAGUUGCUUGAGUCCCUAGCUGAAGCGGCCUCUCCGUAGUCCCCCUGAAUCCAACCCUCAUGGCGAUUUUCUGGCCAAGGUAACCCUGUGGGAGAACCCUUGUGCGCAGAUCGCUUGUAGAGAGUUAUCAUCAAGGGUCAUUACGAGGAGCCGAUGGCUGUGGGCUCUUUGUUCCUUUUGUUCUGUGGCCGUUACGGGCAUUCAUUACGUUCCUGGCCGUUGUCGUCUCCUUAUUGUUGGCGUUUGUGAACCUGGCAAGCAAAUAGGACGUUAUGAGCGCUUCCUGGCCGUAGAGUCUGUUUUGCCAGUGGGCUGUUGACAUGUAGUUUGGCCCGUUGGUGACGUGGUGGCCUCCCAUUGGUGGCCGCUGAUGUGGCCAUUGGGAGGGUGCCACGUGUAGUGACCGUUGGGUGGGGGGUUCUAUAAAUACCCCUCCCCCUCCGACGAGAAAACGUAUUUGCAUUCUGAAUUGUCGAAGUGCUGGCCAAUUUUCUAGAGAGAUAAACUCCCAAGCUUGUUCUUCGUGUUCUUCGUGUUCAAGGUUAGUGUUCAUCGCAAUCUUCCUCACUUUUCAUACUUUGCUUCCUAGGCUAGUGAUCUAGUGUUAGGCGUUUGAACACCCUUAGAUCCUAAGUUAAUCUCCUUAGGCCCGUAGUAGUAGUUAUGAAGAGCUUGAACGAAGACUACUACCCGUACGACGACCAGCCCUCCACUAGGUCACUCGACUAUGAGGUGCUCGAGGAGUUCGAGGAGGAGAUACAACACCUAAGUCCCUACAAAUCCGAAGAGCUGGUGGACGACGAGGUCGAGGACGAGGAGUCCGCCUCAUCUUCAAAAGGUGAGGAUGCAGCUGCGUCCCGAGUGGUGGACGGGGCGUCCACUUCAGCUGUUAUUCCGUGCCCGAGGCCGGUGUCCACCGUUAAGGGAGCCGGCAAGCCGAAAAGAGUGAGGAGGCCGAAGAGUGGGUCGGGCAUCUCCUACCUAGAUCUCACAAACAUCUUUUUUUUUUGGAUAAAAUCACAAACAUCUUCUUGAUCAAGCCGGAGAGCAGCGCGGCCGACUACCUUGUUGCCCAGAUGUACGUGGGGCCGUACGGGCGGGUUAGGGCACCCAGGCCGAUGGACCAUGUUCUUCUUCCGCCCCCGGGAUACUUUGGAGUAUACCCGAUGAGUUUUUCCAAGGGGCUGAGGUUCCCCCUUCACCCCUUCAUCACUGAAUACCUAGAUAUGGUAGGGCUCCCUCCGGCCUUGCUGACGCCGAACAGCUAUUCUUUGAUGGUGGGGUUUGUGCUCCGGUGUGAGGAGCUGGGCUACAGGCCGACGACGGCCCUUUUCAUGAAUCUGUAUCAGAUCAGCCGAGGAAGCCACAAAAACUGUGCGGCCUAUGCUACUCUUCAACAGCUGCCGAAGAAGAGGAGCUUCACGGACUUGCCUACGUCCAUUCAUGGGUGGAAGAGCAAGUUCGUUUUUGUGUCCCUUGGUGAGAGUGGCACCGAGUUUCCCUCCCUCGGCCAUACCGGGAGGUUUAAUCUGCAUGACCCGCCGAAGAGCUCUAUUUAGGACGCUCAGGUGGAGGCUUUCUUGGAAGGGGGGCCGAGGAGCGUGAAGGAUUACAUCACUGAAUACAAGAUGGCCGCCCUCGGCUUCAUGAGAUACCAUGUGUAUGGUGAUAAGGAGGAUGAUAUCCAACUCUGGCCGAGGAUGACCACCACCUUUGAAGAGGCCGACGGCCCGGAUUUGGGCAUUCCUGCUGAGGCCGAUGAUUUUGUCAUGGACCGUCGCUCCAUCAUGGCUAUAGCAAAGGCCAAGGCGGCCGAGGAGUUGGCCGCAAAGGCGGCCGAGACGGCCAGACGUGCCGCGGCCGAGGGAGGCGGUGCUACUGCUGGUGCGGCCCCAAAGCUUGCCCAAUCGAAGAACAAGAGGCCGGCCACUGACGGCCAGAAAAAAUUGACUGAAGCCGGCCUGAACGUCGCCAAGAAGACGAAGAGGGCACCGUCUCCUUCUCCGGCUACCGAGGCCGGUACUCUGACUGUCCCGAGUGUGGACGAUAGUGGUCCCCUCGUGGACCUUACUGCUGCUCCGAGUGAUGCCGCCCAAUCGCUCCCUAUCGUCCAAGAGCCACGGACGAGGAGGGCUGGCAAGGAGGUCGCCGCUGCCACCUACCAGAAGGUGGUGGAAUACCCCAUCGGCGGGGGUGUGUUUGACGAUGCCGUCCUCGGCCAUGAUGUGCUGGCACAGGCCAUGCCGGCCAAAGAUCGGGCUUACCUCAAGAAGCUCGGGGACGUGAAGGUGUACGAGGGUGGCAUGGACCUCCUCGUCCAAAGUGCCUUUAUGCUCAUGGAGAGCCAUAAGAGGCAGUACCGGGAGAUAGCUCGUUUGAAAGAGCUGGAGCAGAAGGCUGCCUCGGCCGACGAGGCGGUAGCUUGCCUGGAUCGGCUCCGGGAGGAUGCCAAGGCAUUGCAGCAGAGGGCCGAUGAAGCCGCUGCAGCCAGGGACGAUGCCCUGGCCAAGCUCGAGGAGACCCAAAGGGCGCUGGAGACCGAGCGGCGCAAGAACGAGGAAGCCGUAAAGGCGAGAGCUGAGGCCGAGGCUGCCGCUGUGCAGGCUGCUGAUAAGGCCGUAGAGCAGUUCCUGGCCGAAGGGUGGAAGGCCGAUGAGAGGCUCCCCUGGUGCUAUGAAGUGGUGGCCGCCAGGCUUGAAAAUUGGGGGAUGAACUCCCCCGCCGGCCAGGAGUAUUUCAGUAGGGAGAUGGCCGUCUAUUAUAACAUGGGCCAGGAGCGGAUGCAGAGGCUCCUGUGUCGGCGGCUGUCUCGGGCUCUGAAGGCCAUGAAUUACACGUCCGGGUGGGCCAGACGGAACUUGAAGCUGCCAAAGCUGAUGAAGGAUCCAGAAGAGCAAGCCAAGCUUCCUCUGUCGGAGCGGGAGUCCCCCAUUGAGAGCUCCGGCCUCGGCGAGCCGGAUUACACAGAGUUCGAUUUCCUGGACGAUGCCACCAGUGCUGCAGCCGCCGCCGGCCAAGAGACUGAGGCCGAGGAGGGAGCCGACGAGGUCGAAGAGCCAGCCGCGGAUGGAGGUGCCCAAGAGGCUUGAUCGGCUACUCCCUGCUCCUUUGUAAUUAGCUUUUCAUUUUUUGCCAAACUGAUGUAAUGGCCGAAGCGCCCCCAAUUGUAAUGAACUGACUAUGAAUGAAAAAUUAUUGCCGU